Myotis lucifugus (little brown bat) is the source of this 840-nucleotide messenger RNA. RefSeq names its product mitochondrial ribosomal protein S11 (gene MRPS11). Gene Ontology annotation, cellular component: ribosome. The record is from RefSeq and is a predicted model, not a curated record. The transcript is spliced from 5 exons. Gene Ontology annotation, biological process: translation. Lineage: Eukaryota; Metazoa; Chordata; Mammalia; Chiroptera; Vespertilionidae. Bases 192 to 578 code for a protein of 128 amino acids. Gene Ontology annotation, molecular function: structural constituent of ribosome.
AUUUAGGGGAGAGGAGAGAAAUCCCCAGCUGAAAACCACAGCGACGGCUACUAUGGAGCACAUACACGGGGGUGAGACGCUUUAACGGACCCGGCGAAGAGGAGUCAGGUGACUUUCCCUCGGGGCUCCCCCCCACGGGCGCUCAAGGUGCUGGCGCCGCGGACGGGAACUCGUUGGGGUCAAUUCAAGUCAUGCAGGCGGUGAGAAACUCGGGGUCUCGGCUCCUGUGGUCGUGGGCUUGGCCGCCCACGAACAGGAUAGUGGCCCGGGUGCCGGCCGCCACCAUCCACACGGGCGCCCAGCAGCUGCAGGACGCGGCGGCCAAGCAGAAGGUGGAGAAGGCGGCCCCGGCUCCGGCGGCGACCCCGGCUCCGAGCAGCAGCAGUUCCAGAUGUCAGAUGAAGGCCACAGCGAAGGGCGUGACCCACAUCCGCGUGGUGGUGAAGGGCCUGGGGCCGGGGCGCUUGGUGAUCUGCAUCCAGGGCUUGACGAUGGGGGGCCUGGAAGUGAUCUCCAUCACAGACAACACCCCCAUCCCGCACAACGGCUGCCGCCCCAGGAAGGCUCGCAGGCUCUGAGGGAAGGAACCUGCCCCUGAACCUGACCGCAAGGCCCCCUGCAGGCCUCAGCAAGCGCCCGUCGGAGCUCCCCGCAGGGGCCGCUGGAGUGCUCAGCAGGAAGGGACGGCUCUGCCUCCUCGAGUGGGGCCCACUUCUGACCGGAGACCCGCGUGCCCAGAAGUGAGGCCAUCUUCUCUUGGACACGAGGGGGGCUGUGGCCCAGCCCCCAACCAGUCAAUGCUGCCUUGCCCAAAGCAAUAAAAGAUCUCUACCAUCUGCA